AUGAAGAUAAAAACAAUAAGUAGAUCAUCAGAUGCUUAUGUACCAGUAAGGAACACACAAGAAAGCUCAUUACCAAGAAAUCUAAAUCCUGCAUUACAUCCAUUUGAAAGAGCUAGAGAAUAUACAAGAGCAUUACAAGCAACAAAAUUAGAAAGAAUGUUUGCAAAACCAUUUUUAGGACAAUUAGGAGAUGGUCAUAGAGAUGGAAUAUAUGUUAUUGCUAAAAAUUAUAAUUCAACUAAUCAAAUAGCAAGUGGGAGUGGUGAUGGAAUUAUAAAAUAUUGGAAUUUAGGAACAAGAUUAGAAACUGCAAGUUUUAAAGGUCAUAAUGGUAUGGUUACUGGAUUAACUGUUACUCCUCAAAAUCAAAUGUUAAGUUGUGGUGAUGAUAAAUCUAUAAAAUUAUGGUCAGUUGAUAAUGAAGAAUUUGAUCAAACUAUAAAUGAUGAUGAAAUAUAUACAAAUACAAAACAAGGAUUAAUUAAAAUUUUCAAUGGUGAACAUUCUUUUAAAGGUUUAGAUCAUCAUAGAAAUGAUUCCUUGUUUGUAACUGGUGGUGCACAAAUUCAAUUAUGGGAUAUAAAUAGAUCAAAAUAUAUAAGUAAUUUAUCAUGGGGAGCUGAUAAUAUAAAUACUGUUAAAUUUAAUAAAACAGAAACUAAUAUAAUAGCAAGUACUGGAUCAGAUAAUUCAAUAGUAUUAUAUGAUAUAAGAACAAAUAUUCCUAUACAAAAAUGUACAACAACUUUAAGAAAUAAUUGUAUAAGUUGGAAUCCAAUAGAAGCAUUUAAUUUUGUAACUGGUAAUGAAGAUCAUAAUGCGUACUUAUGGGAUAUGAGAAAUUUAAAAAAAUCAUUAAAUAUAUAUAAAGAUCAUGUAGCAGCAAUAAUGGAUAUUGAUUUUGCUCCAACUGGACAAGAAUUAGUAACUGGAUCAUAUGAUAAAACUAUAAGAAUUUUUAAAACUAAUCAAGGUCAUAGUAGAGAUAUCUAUCAUACAAAAAGAAUGCAAAAAGUAUUCAGUGUAAAAUAUACAACAGAUUCAAAAUAUAUAAUAUCAGGAUCAGAUGAUACAAAUUUGCGAAUUUGGAGAUCGGUAGCAAGUGAUAGAUCAAAUAUCAAAUCAACAAAACAACGUCAAAAAUUAGAAUAUGAUAACAAAUUAAAAGAAAAAUUUUCAAAUAUGCCUGAAAUUAAAAGAAUUUCAAGACAUAGACAUGUACCUAUUAUAAUCAAAAAGGCUCAAGAUAUUAAAAGAAUUGAAAUUAAUAGUAUGAAAAGAAAACAAAAUAAUGAAAGAAAUAGUUCAAAUAAAAAAAGACAAGAAGAAAUUAUUACAGAAAGAGAAAAACAUGUUAGAGGUGUUGCUAUUAAUGAUAAUAUAUAA
Messenger RNA from Lodderomyces jiufengensis, 1386 nucleotides. RefSeq names its product rRNA-processing protein (gene SOF1). Lineage: Eukaryota; Fungi; Ascomycota; Pichiomycetes; Serinales; Debaryomycetaceae. The record is from RefSeq and is a predicted model, not a curated record. Gene Ontology annotation, biological process: maturation of SSU-rRNA from tricistronic rRNA transcript (SSU-rRNA, 5.8S rRNA, LSU-rRNA). Bases 1 to 1386 code for a protein of 461 amino acids. Gene Ontology annotation, cellular component: nucleolus; small-subunit processome. Gene Ontology annotation, molecular function: protein binding. The transcript has a single exon.